CCAGGUGCCACGCGUGGAAGUCUUCAUCUCUUUGAUUUGGGAGCCGCCCCUGGACUCGGCAGCGAAACUCCAGAGUAUUCGGGAGGAGCUGGGAGUCAUUGAUCUGAUGGUUUUACCUCGAAGUCCCCAGCCAGACCGUGUGUGGCGUCACCUCGAGAGGCUGAAGGCCAAAGGUUUGCUGAAAGCUCUCGGGGUGAAAGACUUCAAAGCUGAAGAGGUUGAGUUUUUGCCUCACGGUGGUGCAGCAGUGGAAUAUGCCCUGUGUGCCUUCACUCCUUAUCGUCAUGGUCCAAGUCGCAGUACCUGGAGGCGUUUCGGUGAGCGAUCAAUUGCCUUGGCGGCCACGGGGUUGUUGAGCGACUGGCCUCGGCCCCUCCGACCCAGGGAGGAUCCGCAUGUCCUGGCCGUUGCCAGACGUGUUGGAAAGACCGGCGCGCAGGUGUUGCUUCGCUGGGCACUCCAACUGGGCUUGGCGGUAACCUUCCAUACAGAGAGGCCGCGGCACGUGGCCGAGAACCUGGGUGCCUUGGAUGGCGCCGACCUCUCCACCACGGAGCUGCAACUGCUCAGUGCUCUGGCCACGCUGGCGGAGCCCUUGCCUCCCGGGGAUGGCUUCGCUCACCCAUACGAGAAGAUGCCCAUUGCACCAAGACUUGGAGAGCUUUAGCCGUGAGGAAAA
Molecule: messenger RNA, 679 nt
Organism: Cladocopium goreaui
Lineage: Eukaryota; Dinophyceae; Suessiales; Symbiodiniaceae
Source: the annotation of a GenBank genome assembly